AUGUCAUCACCUGCUAGUGACAUGAGCAACGUGACGCUCACUCUUCCUGCUUUGAAGCGAUCAAGAAGUGCUAACAUCGGUGUCAUUACCCGAUCGGAAAAUGCCGUCUCAGCAAUCUUCAACAAAGAGGCAUCUGCUCUAAUCUACAAGGAAAUUGGAACUCUCAAGGCCAAUCUGACGAUGUGCGAACGAAAGAAAAAGGACCUAGAAGAGCUUAGUCAGCAAAUUUCAAAUGUUCUAAACGACGAUGAAGAUGCACUUGAAGUUGAAUUGGAAGAAGCUGAGAAAAUCUACCUUCAAGUAGAUUGUUUGAUGGAAAUGAUCACAACUAUUUUAGAUGACCGAGGAAAAUAUUCAACUGAAUCGGUCAAAGAUGACGACAGCGCAAGCGGAACAGGAUCCUACAAAUCCACUUCCCAACGUGGUGCUGGCCGAAACCAAGAUACUUGGCUGAAGUUGCCGAAACUGAAUUCGCCAGCAUUUAGCGGAAGGUAUGAUCAAUGGCUACCUUUCUUAGAUUCCUUUGAUGGAGCAGUUCACUCAAAUGCAUCGCUGUCUGAUGUUCAGAAAUACCUAAAGGGUGCCCUCAAGGAUGAACCGUUUCGUUUGCUAUCCCACUUGCCUACUACAAACGCGAACUACUCAGUCGCAAGGGAACUUCUAAAGGAUCGAUAA
Messenger RNA from Symsagittifera roscoffensis, 675 nucleotides. RefSeq lists its product as uncharacterized. NCBI's taxonomy places the organism in Eukaryota, Metazoa, Xenacoelomorpha, Acoela, Convolutidae. The record is from RefSeq and is a predicted model, not a curated record. The transcript has a single exon. Bases 1 to 675 code for a protein of 224 amino acids.